AUGCUUGCGGCGAUAAAAAUAGCUGAGUCAGGCACAAGGGAGGACGUUGAAAAUAUCAUAUCUAGUGAGGGGGAUGUGAAGCGUGAUGUAGAUAAUAAUACCCUGCUUCACUAUGCGUGUCUCGCGGGUAAUUUGGACACAGUCAUGGCUCUGGUGAAUGGCGGUUAUUAUGUAAACGCACCAAACGUCGAAGGGCAUACACCCCUCUGCGAUGCUGCAAUUCAUGGGUCUCCUGACGUCGUCAGGUAUUUAAUUCAGAAUGGUGCUAAUGUAAAUCCACCUGCUUACUGGGGCUCACCUCUGAAUUAUGCCGUUCGGAACGGACGUUUUCACGCCUUGGUUCUUCUUAUUAAUGGUGGAGCUGAUAUCAAUGGAUGUGACCGCACUGGCUUUUGUGCUAUCCACGUUGCUGUGGAAAAUAAACUUUACGACGCUGCCGAGUACCUUCUCAUGUCUGGUGCUGAUCCCAACCGUCGAGUAAGGUUGACAACCCCUCUUCACAUGGCGGCCAAACAGCAGGAUUUGCGGCUUGUUCGUCUUUUACUAAGUCAUGGCGCCAGCCCAUACCCCACUGAUGCAGAUGGGUUAACACCACUUGAUUACUCGUCCAAAGGUAGCGAUGUCUACAAGCUCCUCAAUUCGUACAUGGGCUGGGUUCCGUCUCUGCAAUUUCUCACGCGAAUUGCUAUCAAGGGGUUUUUGCCAUCCUUUCGACAGGAAAACAUCCGAAAACUACCCAUACCGCAGCAUCUUCGUGACUAUCUUGCCUUUAAGUGUUGA
Messenger RNA from Dibothriocephalus latus, 780 nucleotides. NCBI's taxonomy places the organism in Eukaryota, Metazoa, Platyhelminthes, Cestoda, Diphyllobothriidea, Diphyllobothriidae. The record is from the annotation of a GenBank genome assembly.